UGACUGUGGUGGCUCCUGAAUCCUGCCCAGGAGGGCUCUCCUCUCUUCAAAGCGUCCCUCCUUUCUUGCUCCCCAUCCCAGCUCAGGAGGACUCAGUGAUGGCCUGGGACCCCACAUCCCUGCUCUCCCCAGUGCUGCUGCUGCUCCUGGCCUCAGGCUCCUGGGCUGAGGACCUGGAGUUUUAUCCAGCACAGGAGGGCGAGACUGUUUCUGUGACGUGCUGGUAUGAUCCCCUCUACCGCUACAAUGAGAAGAUCUGGUGUAAGCAAAUAGAAUCCCUUUGUCACCCCUCCGUGACGAGUGUCAGCACAGGUGACAAGAAGCUAAGAUUCUCCAUCCAGCAGUCUUCUCAGUUCAACUCCUUCACUGUCACCAUGACUGAUCUCAAGAUAGAUGACUCGGGCUUCUAUCGCUGUGGGAUCGUUGCAAAUAACACGUCAGUUUUUCUCAGAACUAUCCUCCUGGUGGUGUCUAAAGGUUCUUCAGAUGUGUCCACUCCUGACAUCUUUCCUACUACAAGGCUGACUGAACGUCCCAUCCUUAUUACUACAAAAAACUCGCCCAGUGACACAACCACAACCCGAUCCCUACCCCAGUCCACUGCUGCUGUUUCCUCUCCUGGUCCUGGAGUCACCAUCUUAAAUGGGACAGAUGCUUACAGGAGCUCUACAUCCAGUGUUAUUAUUCCCGUGGUCUGUGGACUCAUCAGCAAGACACUGGUAUUCACUGUCUUAUUCAUUGUCACACAGAAGUCAUUUCGACAACAGACCAUGAAGGCACACAACAGUAACUCCUGACCUUCAGCCAUGUCUACCUCACAGGAGGAGCUGAGGUGGGGGCUAAGCAGGAACUAUAUGACAUGAAUUGAGACUGUCAUCAUGGCUGACAUCUAAGGCACGGGAUGUCUUCAUCUCAUCCUGCUGACUUUGUGGAGAGCUUUUGGGGCCUCUUCUAGAAAGUUGGCAGGAAUUUGAUAUGAGGGCAGGACAAAAAUUGUAAGCUUAGGCAGGAAUCUGACUGUAUUAAUCAGGGUU
This is a messenger RNA of Mus pahari (shrew mouse), 1034 nucleotides long. Its product is annotated as triggering receptor expressed on myeloid cells 1-like. NCBI's taxonomy places the organism in Eukaryota, Metazoa, Chordata, Mammalia, Rodentia, Muridae. Gene Ontology annotation, molecular function: signaling receptor activity. The coding region runs from base 99 to 797 and encodes 232 amino acids. Gene Ontology annotation, cellular component: cell surface. The transcript has 4 exons. The record is from RefSeq and is a predicted model, not a curated record.